Trichomycterus rosablanca is the source of this 2653-nucleotide messenger RNA. It is a transcript of the gene mcm5, whose product is annotated as minichromosome maintenance complex component 5. NCBI's taxonomy places the organism in Eukaryota, Metazoa, Chordata, Actinopteri, Siluriformes, Trichomycteridae. The record is from RefSeq and is a predicted model, not a curated record. Gene Ontology annotation, molecular function: DNA replication origin binding; single-stranded DNA helicase activity; 3'-5' DNA helicase activity. Bases 135 to 2345 code for a protein of 736 amino acids. Gene Ontology annotation, biological process: DNA replication; double-strand break repair via break-induced replication; DNA replication initiation. The transcript has 16 exons. Gene Ontology annotation, cellular component: MCM complex; nucleus.
GAGAACACGGACUGUCUGAGACUUCUGAAGAAAUCAUAGAAAUUAUAUAUUAUAUAUUAUAUAAACCGCUACAGCAACUAGUUAUUUAUUUACUAUUUUAGUAAGUAACUGACGGUUAGAAAUAAAUAAAUAAAAUGUCUGGUUUUGACGAGCCCGGAGUUUACUACAGCGACAGCUUCGGUGGAGGUGAGGGUGUCGGGGAUGAAGGGACUGUUAAACGCAGUCACAUCAAAAAACGCUUUCGGGAGUUCCUGAGGCAGUUCAGAGUCGGAACAGAUCGAACCGGGUUUACUUAUAAAUACAGAGAUGAGCUCAAGAGGCACUACACUCUUGGAGAGUAUUGGGUCGAGGUGGAAAUGGAGGAUCUGGCCAGUUUUGAUGAAGAUCUUUCCGACUGCCUGUACAAACUACCCACUGAAAACCUCCCUCUGCUGGAGGAGGCGGCACAGGAGGUAGCCGAUGAGGUUACCCGUCCGCGCCCGGUCGGAGAAGAGACCGUGCAGGACAUCCAGGUGAUGCUGAAGAGUGAUGCACACCCUGCUUCCAUUCGCAGCCUCAAGUCCGAGCAGGUGUCUCGUCUGGUCAAGAUCCCUGGUAUAAUCAUUUCCUCCUCAGCAGUUCGGGCCAAAGCCACCAGAGUAUGUCUGCAGUGCAGGGGCUGCCGUGCCAUGAUCAGUAACAUCCCGCUUCCACCCGGCCUACAGGGAUAUGCCCUGCCUCGCAAGUGCAACACUGAGCAAGCAGGUCGUGUGAAGUGCCCUGUGGAUCCCUACUUCAUCAUCCCAGAUAGGUGUGUUUGUGUGGACUUCCAGACCCUCCGUCUGCAGGAGUCGCCUGAUGCUGUUCCUCAUGGAGAGAUGCCCCGCCACAUGCAGCUGUACUGUGACAGGUACCUGUGUGACCGUGUAGUGCCUGGAAACAGGGUGACCAUCAUGGGCAUCUACUCCAUUAAAAAGAUAGCUCAGCCCAAAGCUAAAGGGCGUGAUAAAGGGGCUGGAGUGGGCAUCCGGGCAGCCUACCUGCGUGUAGUUGGUAUUCAAGUGGACACUGAGGGAGUGGGUCGUGGAGCCACUGGAUCCGUUUCCCCUCAGGAAGAGGAGGAGUUGAGAUCUCUGGCUUCUUCUCCUUCUGUCUACGACUCGAUUGCACGUUCACUUGCUCCCUCGAUUUAUGGCAGCGAUGAUCUGAAGAAGGCUAUAGCUUGCCUUCUGUUUGGAGGCUCCAGAAAAAGGUUGCCAGAUGGUCUUACUCGCAGAGGUGAUAUUAAUCUGCUGAUGCUGGGAGACCCUGGAACAGCCAAGUCUCAGCUGUUGAAGUUUGUGGAGAGAUGUUCUCCUAUUGGGAUUUAUACCUCAGGCAAGGGAAGCAGCGCAGCUGGUCUAACAGCUUCUGUGCUCAGAGACCCCAACACACGUGGCUUUAUCAUGGAGGGUGGAGCUAUGGUGUUGGCUGAUGGAGGUGUGGUCUGCAUUGACGAGUUUGACAAGAUGAGAGAGGAUGACCGAGUAGCCAUCCACGAAGCCAUGGAGCAGCAGACCAUAUCUAUAGCCAAGGCUGGCAUCACUACCACCUUGAACUCGCGCUGUUCUGUGCUGGCGGCUGCCAACUCUGUGUUUGGUCGAUGGGACGACACGAAGGGCGAAGACAACAUAGACUUUAUGCCUACCAUCCUGUCCCGUUUUGACAUGAUCUUCAUCAUUAAGGACCAGCACGAUCAGCAUAGAGACAUGACGCUGGCCCGCCACGUGAUGAACGUGCACUUGAGUGCUCAGACCCAGACGGAGGGUGUGGAGGGGGAGAUACCUUUAGCCACACUGAAGAAAUUCAUCGCUUAUGCUAGAACGAAAUGCGGGCCUCGUUUGUCCGCGGCUUCUGCGGAGAAGCUGAAGAACCGUUAUGUGGUAAUGCGAAGUGGUGCGAGGGAGCACGAACGAGAGAGUGACCGCAGAGCCUCCAUUCCCAUCACUGUCAGGCAGUUGGAGGCAGUUGUGCGAAUUUCUGAGUCCCUGGCUAAGAUGAAGCUGCAGGCCAUAGCAGGGGAAGAUGAGGUGGACGAGGCUCUUCGUCUCUUCCAGGUGUCGACGCUGGAUGCUGCGCUGUCCGGCAGCCUAUCGGGGGUGGAAGGUUUCACCACACAGGAAGAUCAGGAGAUGAUCUCCCGCAUCGAGAAACAGUUAAAGAGGCGCUUUGCCAUCGGCUCUCAAGUGUCGGAGCACAGCAUUGUACAGGACUUUACCAAACAGAAAUACCAAGAGCAUGCAAUCUACAAAGUCUUACACCUGAUGCUGAGGAGAGGAGAACUGCAGCACCGCAUGCAGAGAAAAGUGCUUUACAGGGUCAAGUAAAGCAAAGUGAACAUUUGUAUGUUUGUCUCGUAUGAAAUAAUAACCGAUAAAGACAUAAAUAGAUUAAAGAUGUUUAAUGUGCAUUGUAUGGCUCUGAUUUUUGGUGAAAUCCUUUUCUGAUAAUGUAAAUAGUUUGGCAGUGUGUGUUCUGUGCAGUUUCUGAUUUUAACAUUACCAUUUUGUCAAGUAUUAUUGUGUCAUGCAGUUUAAGGGUUUUGUUUUGUCUUUAGACUUGCAGACAUUAAUAUGUUACAAAAAUAACUUUGUAUUCAUGUUUAUCCUUGUAAACUGGGCUAAAUGGUGUGUAG